CACCUCAGCAGCACCAACCUUUGCCCCCAGGUGAUCUCUUGUCAGAUGCGUGGAGGCGCCAGGCCACCUCAGAGGGCCGGUGGCUUGCUGAAGGGCUGAAGCGGUCCUGCCCUGCAGCCUCCAGAGCCAUGGGAAUGGGGCCGCGGAGCCAGUCCUUGCGAGGCCCCCGAGCCACCUACGGAAAGCUCCAGGAGCCCUGGGGGAGGCCCCUGGAGGGCCAACUCCGCCGGGUGCUGAGCCUCAGACAGGGGCGUGAGAAGUCCAAGUCCCGGGGCCUCGAAGGAGGCACAGAAGAGCUGGAUGCCCCUGCUCAGGAGCGGCUGCCCGGGGCCCUGGGGGACACAGAGCAGCUGAUCCAAGCCCAGCGAGGAAGCAGCCGGGCGUGGCUGAGGCAGUACCGACAGCAGGUAAGAAGAAGGUGGGACAGCUUUGUCGCCAGCUUUCCCGGCGUGACCCUCAGUCGGCCGGCCUCCCCGGAGCCCCCACUGGGCACCACCAGCUAAAGAUGCAGGAAGCGACGGUGGCCGCCCUGCCGCACCUGGAUGAGACUGCUGCCGACCUCGUGGCUCUUCUCGAGUGGAUUGGGCGGCCUCCUCUAGGUGGACUGCCCAGCUUUCCUCACGUGGCACAACCAGGCCUCCGCCACCAGUCCCCGCGGGGCUGCCCCUCUGGCUCUGGCCCUCAGCAAAGACCCUAAGGCUGAAAAGGAGGGGCCCGGCUCCCUGCCCUUGGACUAUGAUAUGAAUGAGAGUCACAGAAACCUGCCCACAAGUGGGGGAGUCGCCGCCCCCGCCCCUGCCCCACACAGGACCCGUGGUCACCUUCCAGGAUGGAGCUUGGUGAAGCCAGACCCAUGGCUGAGAGGCUUCCGGACACUGCCUGGUCCCGGGGCUGUGACCCAUCUGCCCUUCUCUACCAACUUCUGCUGCUGAUGUUGGGCCCUGGCACAGGUGCCCUCACCAAUGGCGAGCCCCCCAGGGCAGGGACCACGUCUGGGCAGCGCAGGCACUCGGGGCUGAAAGGCCCAGGCCUUGGACCCUCACAGUAUCCCAGUGAAGGGAGCAGGGGAGCCUUUCCUCCCGUGCGCAGAGGGAGAAACUGAGACGCGGGGUGUACUGUGCCGGGCAGCUCUGGCCCCACCCCCAGCCCACACCGCACCCAGCAUCGGGGCUGAACGCAGCAAUAAAGACACGAGC
This is a messenger RNA of Lemur catta (Ring-tailed lemur), 1196 nucleotides long. It is a transcript of the gene C7H11orf86, whose product is annotated as chromosome 7 C11orf86 homolog. NCBI's taxonomy places the organism in Eukaryota, Metazoa, Chordata, Mammalia, Primates, Lemuridae. Bases 129 to 503 code for a protein of 124 amino acids. The record is from RefSeq and is a predicted model, not a curated record. The transcript has 2 exons.